CUUGGGAACUUUUGAAUCCUUUAACCACUCAUCGGUCUCAAACUCAGCUCUUUCCAGGACUGUAAAAGCUAUAAAGAACACAGACUCACUGUCGAUCAAGCAGUAACUCGUGCCUUUUCUCUUCCUCAGUUUCCUUUUCUCUUGUUCCCUCUCACCUUCCCACCAACACUCACACGCCACCACCACCACCCUCACUACUGCCGCCGCCCUAUUUGAAACUAUCAUCUGAGGAGAUGUUGGCAGCAAUUAAUAUUACCAUCACUAUCAUCACAGCAACGACCACCACCAUCACCACCACAACAACAGAAACAACACUACAACUGCUGCUGCUUCUAGUGCCACCUAUAUUCUCGAUAUAAUACCAAUAUAAACAUUUAGAUGUCCUUUCACUAUCAGCUGUUCUUGCACCGCACUGCCUUUUCAUGUACGGUGCUUACGUAUAUUUCCUUCUUGCUUACUCAAGCUGUCCUAUACGAAAGUGUUCACACACACACACAGAGAACUAUAAAGCCAUUCGUAUUAAUUUAAAAGUACAUAAACAUGUUUGUUUUCUGAAGCAUGUUUAAAAAAUGUUAAACUUUUCCUGUCAUCUAGUCGGUCUUAGAGGGCAUGAAUUUGACUUGUGUUUGGGUGUCAGGCCACGAAUUUCGUUUAAGGAACUUCAUGGUCCGUCCUCUUAACAGUUAAAAAAGGAAAAUAUGAGAUGAACAUCCAAACGUAAAAAUAACCCCAGGAAGAAGCAACUAAUAAAUUUUAAAAAAUCGUAGUUCAAAUUCUCAAAGAUAUGGCAUCAUUGGUCCCUGCUCUGAUGACGCCACAUAGUACGACACACAAGGAACUGCUCUGACACUACUAAAUAAACCUGCAUGAAUAUUGUGUAGAUACUAAAACAUCCUGCUAUGCCUCUUUUAUUGAUAGAAAUGCAUAUGAAUAAAAUAUAAUUAUCGCAUAAUGUACGUAUACAAGAUCUGAUAAGAUAUGAAUGAAUUAGGGGAGGAUAGCAGCAUAUCAAGUCACUUCCAUACGAGGCCUCGAGGCGGCAACAGUGUGUCACACUUACGGGACGCGCGGUCUUCUUCUUCCGUCAAUUAUAUGAUUUUUCUCUUUUUCUUUUCGCGAGUAAACCAUGGCCAUCGUUUUGUGAAAUGUGUUACAAACAGCUUCAUUGUGAGAUAUUGAGUGAUGUGAUGCCUCUUCUCAAGGCCGCUUGAGCCAGGCGGCCUCGACCCUACUGUUCUUGACAUGAAGCGUGUGUGUGCACCACCCAGUAGUGGAGAGACGCAGAGGACAUCGUUAAUAGCAAAGGCAGUGAGGACAACACUGGUGUUGGUGACGGUAGUGGUGUUGACGGGACUUCCGGUGACACGCGGGCAGAAUCUCACCCUUCAACAUGAACUUUUUCCAAACCCAGAUGACCAGCACAGUGAAAAGACAAACGCAUCCCAUCGGCAAGGUUAUGAGGCAAAGUACUUCAAAUGUCGAUGUGAGGGAAAUCAGGCGUGGAACGGUUCUGACUGCGUGGACACACUGACCAGAGUGGUAGUGACGAACCCUGACACUGGCAUCACUCAGACGUCCUUGACGGAUGAUUUUGCCGGAGUAACGGUGAAAAAUGUGGUCUGUCCCCGGGAUUAUGUAAAAAUGUACUUUGGUCUUAAUAGUGACCCAGCACACCAGUUCACUCUCCUUCCAAAGGGAACCCUGUCGUGGCACCAGCGAGAAUAUGAACACUACUGCAUCGACCACGUACUCAACGCUGAAGGCGUCCCCAUUACUUGGGAGGCUCGUGUGUGCGUCCCGCCGCCAGCAGUGCCCCGCUGCUGUCUCGACGCACAAGAUGGCUCAUUCCCCUGCGGUGAUGAUUUUACACACGAUUUCUCACCGCCCAUCAAGAUAGACGAAACGUUUGUAAACUGGCCUGAAGUAACAACUGUGGCUGGGCGAAAGUGUGAGCAAAACGAGAAAAAGAUCACCCUCCCUCUUAACACAGGCAAAAGCCACCUCUUCUACGAAUCAGGUGCAGUGUCUGUAGCUUGGACAACGUCUUACUUUUUAAAGGAAACACAGCAGGAAGGAUUCUGUGUGAGGGGUGACGAACGAGGUGGUUAUGUGGCCACCAUCUGUCACGAGGACCAGGCAGCCGUUCAUCAAAACUCGUGCGGAAACGUGACCUGUGUGCGGAAGUGUUGUCCCGAGGGACAAAUUCAUUCUGAAGGAACAGACUGUCUCCCUGUGAAACAUGAAAGCCACCUCUGGAAGCCAAACUUUGUUGACGCAGAUCUUCGAACCAGUGCCACGCCCCUGGAUAAUCUGACCAUCUUGUACGGACGGCCUCAGUGCUCUCUCUACCUGGCUGACCCUUCAGAAAACGAGAACGACAAAUUUUAUCUUUUUGAAAAUGGAGAUUUGUUCAGCCCCGCCAGUAAUGAUCGAGAUCCUCCCACCCGUUACUGUGUCGACAACUUCGUAACCGCCGACAAUACGAUCGUCACGAAAGCACUUAUAUGCUUUGCUGAGGUGGAGAUGAAUGCGGAACCCGUGUGCACUAACGCAAAGCAUACCGUGUAUCCUGCACUCUUGCUGGUGUCAACCGUAUUCUUGGGCAUCACUUUGUUCAUCUACCUCAGCGUGCCUGAUCUGCGGGGUAAAUUACACGGUCGCUGCCUCAUCUCCCUCGCUUCCGCUUUCUUUGUGGCCUUCUUAUUGAUGUCCAUUUCUUAUCUGACCAACACGCCGAUGUCCCCAGGAAUAUGUACUACUAUAGCCUUCUUCAAGCACCUGAGUCUGCUCGCUGCCUUCUUCUGGCUCAACGUCAUGUGCUUCGACAUCUGGAGGACUCUCAGAAAAACACGAACGGUAACGGCGGGGCGGCAGAGUCUGUACCGCUUCUUGUGGUACUCCCUGUACGCGUGGGGCAGCGCGCUGGUCAUCGCCCUGGUGGCCGUGGUGUUGGAGCAGCAGCCGUUCAACUCUGGCAUCAUUAGACCAAACUUCGACAACAUUUUCUGCUGGUUCGCAGUCGGCAAGUCGCUCUGGAUCUACUUCUACUCAUGGGUGUCCCUGGUGCUGUUGACAAAUAUCGUCUUCUUCGUGCUGGUGAUGAUCAUUCUGAUCAAGGGACACAGGAAUUCGAUGCUUAGGCGGAGUCGUGAAGUGAAUCGAGAAAGGAUGUGGCUGUACGUGAAGCUGUUCCUGGUGAUGGGGGUGACGUGGAUCGCAGAGGUGGUGUCCUACCAGCACGGCAAGUGUGCCGAAUGGAUGGCUAUCGACAUCAUCAACACACUGGAAGGCUUUACUCUCUUCCUAGUCUUCAUUCUCAACCGGAGCACGUUACGUAAGAUCCGCGAGAGGUGGGGCUGCGGUGCCUCCCCUAAUGUUCGCUCCCCAACCACCACAUUCACCUCGAGCUUUUCCACCACCUCCUCCUUCCACAGCAGAAAGCUGGGCAGCAUCAUGUCCACCCAUGGCGAUUCAAAGUACCUAAGCAACACUUCGAACUCUAGAGCCACGGAGAUGAGAGCUAGGUACCCUCUGAACACCUUGAGUGAAGCGUCAAACGAGUCUCCCCAAGCUGAGUCAACAGGAUACGACUCAAACACAGAGGACGGUGAAACUUCGCGCCUCAACAGGGGCAACGAAGAGACACCGGCCAUCUAGCAAUGAGGGUCUGCGCCUCAGAAUUUAACAUGACUUUCCUUAGGAGGUUUAUGACAUUUAACUCAGAAGAGGGUUUAACAUGUGUCUCAUCCUUGUCUUCCUCUUCCUCCGUUUUCACUAACGUACUCCUCCUCCUCCUCCUCCUCCUCCCCCUACUACUACCUCUUCUAUUACUACUUCUAAUAAUAAUCACAUGUUUUUUUCCAUCUGUUUUUGCUGCUGCUCCUCGCCCUCAUCCUUGCCCUCAUCCUGCCACACCUCUGUUCUAUUCGGUGAAGAAUUUGAGGUAGUCUUAAAAGUGAUAAGAAUAGGUGGUGAUGAUGAUGAAAGAAUAGAGAAAACAGACGAAUGAUGUAUAAUUUAAGUGUACGCCUUUAUCUCCCUCUCCUCAGUGCUUUACUUACUAAUAAAACCCAGAAAGCAA
Scylla paramamosain (green mud crab) is the source of this 4081-nucleotide messenger RNA. RefSeq names its product G-protein coupled receptor Mth2-like. Gene Ontology annotation, molecular function: G protein-coupled receptor activity. Gene Ontology annotation, biological process: cell surface receptor signaling pathway; G protein-coupled receptor signaling pathway. NCBI's taxonomy places the organism in Eukaryota, Metazoa, Arthropoda, Malacostraca, Decapoda, Portunidae. The transcript is spliced from 8 exons. Gene Ontology annotation, cellular component: membrane. The coding region runs from base 1243 to 3657 and encodes 804 amino acids. The record is from RefSeq and is a predicted model, not a curated record.